Molecule: messenger RNA, 741 nt
Organism: Laccaria bicolor S238N-H82
Lineage: Eukaryota; Fungi; Basidiomycota; Agaricomycetes; Agaricales; Hydnangiaceae
Exons: 8
Coding region: 1-741 (246 amino acids)
Source: RefSeq, a predicted model, not a curated record
AUGCAGCUCCUGUCUUUACUUCUGGUCUCUCUCGCACUUGCGCUGUCAAGCUCUGCAGCUCACGGCAAAGGCAAGCACCGCGCCUCCAGUAGUCCUCCUCCUCCUGCCUCUACGACUACCAUAGCUUCUACGACUACCAUAGCUUCUAUGACUACCUCAACUUCUACGACUACCUCAACUUCUACAAGUGCUCCUGUUUCCACCUCCACCACUGCUGGGAACCCCUCAUGUGCUCCUUACGUUGGCCCCACUCCUACUGCUGUGUCCAAAAGUGGCUCUGCUGCCUUCAUAGCUGAUGCCCUUCUUCAGCAUAACGCCGCCAGAGCCGCGUACGGUGCUCCUCCCGUCACCUGGAAUACCGCGCUCUAUCCGUCCACUCAAACCCAAGUUGAUGGAUGUGUAUUCGCACACAGUGUUGGCGGAAAUUGGGGAGAAAAUAUUUAUGUAGGAGGACCGCUUUCUGUCGAAAGUUUCCCCGUUAUGGAUGCCGUCAAUAUGUGGAUGGGCGAAGCAUCUGAUUAUGAUUACAACCACCCCGAAAAAGGAUUUGAUUUGGCUGGCCAUUUCACAACGGUUGUAUACAAGAGCAUGACACAGAUUGCGUGUGCAGUGGGUGUCUGCCCCGCUGGUACUAUCUACCCCAACGUAGAGUCUCAAUUCGUCAUGUGCCGCUAUACCGGAGGAAACAGCGAUGGAUUCGAUGUGAAUGUCGGAAGACCCGUGAACUGCACUCACGCCUAA